AUGGUCGUGAGGAAGACCUGGGUAGGAAAGAGCUGCCUCCUGCUGGCGCUUUUAGCAGUGGCCUAUGUCCUUGUGGAGUUCUCGGUCUCCACUUUCCAUGCCUCCCCAGGAGCCGGCCAUACCAGGGAGCGGGUCUCAAGACGGCUCUCAGACCUGGAGAAAAAUUCAGAGGAUUUGUCUCGACCACUUUAUGAGAAGCCCCCUGCAGAUUCCCAUGCACUUGGGGAGUGGGGGAAAGCCAGCAAACUCCAGCUCAACGAGGGUGAACGGAAGCAGCAAGAAGAACUCAUUGAGAGAUAUGCCAUCAAUAUUUACCUUAGUGACAGGAUUUCUCUGCACCGCCACAUAGAGGAUAAAAGAAUGUAUGAGUGUAAGUCCAAGAAAUUCAACUAUAGGAGACUUCCCACCACCUCUGUUAUCAUUGCUUUCUAUAAUGAAGCAUGGUCGACUUUACUGCGCACCAUUCACAGUGUUUUAGAAACUUCUCCUGCAGUCCUCUUGAAGGAGAUCAUCUUGGUGGAUGACUUGAGUGACAGAGUUUAUUUGAAGACACAACUUGAAACUUAUAUCAGCAAUCUUGAUAGAGUCCGCUUGAUUAGAACCAAUAAGCGUGAGGGGCUGGUUAGGGCCCGCCUGAUUGGGGCCACUUUUGCCACUGGUGAUGUCCUCACUUUCUUGGAUUGUCACUGUGAGUGUAAUUCUGGUUGGCUGGAACCACUUUUGGAAAGGAUCAGCAGAGAUGAAACAGCAAUUGUUUGUCCUGUUAUAGAUACCAUUGAUUGGAAUACUUUUGAAUUCUAUAUGCAGACGGGGGAGCCCAUGAUUGGUGGAUUUGACUGGCGUUUAACAUUCCAGUGGCAUUCUGUCCCCAAACAUGAAAGAGACAGGCGGGAAUCGAGAAUUGACCCCAUCAGAUCACCCACCAUGGCUGGAGGAUUGUUUGCUGUCAGCAAGAAAUAUUUUCAGUACCUUGGAACAUAUGAUACUGGAAUGGAAGUGUGGGGAGGUGAAAAUCUCGAGUUGUCUUUUAGGGUGUGGCAGUGUGGUGGUAAAUUGGAGAUCCACCCAUGUUCCCAUGUGGGCCAUGUAUUCCCCAUGCGGGCACCGUAUGCUCGCCCCAAUUUCCUACAGAAUACUGCUCGGGCAGCAGAAGUGUGGAUGGAUGGGUACAAAGAGCAUUUCUACAAUCGAAACCCUCCAGCAAGGAAAGAAGUGUACGGUGAUAUUUCUGAAAGAAAAUUACUACGAGAACGGCUGAGAUGCAAGAAUUUCGACUGGUAUUUGAAAAAUGUGUUUUCCAAUUUACAUGUUCCAGAGGAUAGGCCAGGCUGGCAUGGGGCUAUUCGCAGUAUGGGGAUCUCUUCUGAAUGUUUAGAUUAUAAUUCUCCUGACAACAACCCCACAGGUGCUAACCUUUCACUGUUUGGAUGCCAUGGUCAAGGAGGCAAUCAAUUCUUUGAAUAUACUUCAAACAAAGAAAUAAGGUUUAAUUCUGUGACAGAGUUAUGUGCGGAGGUUCCUGAGCAAAAAAAUUAUAUAGGAAUGCAAAAUUGUCCUAAAGAUGGGCUCCCUGUUCCAGUAAACAUAAUUUGGCAUUUUAAAGAAGAUGGAACCAUUUUUCAUCCACACUCAGGACUAUGUCUUAGUGCUUAUCGGACACCCGAGGGCCGACCUAAUGUCCAAAUGAAAACUUGUGAUGCUCUAGAUAAAAAUCAAAUCUGGAGGUUUGAGAAAUAGUAGAGUACAACAGCACUUUCAUCAUAAGCUGACAAUAGCUUCAGUAAAAGUCAAAGAGCCUCAGAGAAGAUUGUAUUUUAUCAGAAGUCACCCACAGUCAUCUGUGAGAGCACUCUGAAGCUGUGGUUCAUUUUGGUAUAUUACACUGAAACUGGGUGCACAGAGUACUACUGUUUAAUAUUUCAAAGUGCCUUAUGGGUUGUUUUAUUUAAAAGCUUUGUCAAUAUGGUCUCUUACUUCUUCUUAAAGAAGUUGACUGAAUUGAGAUACAAGACAUUUAAGUGCCAGACUUAAUAUUAAAGAAUGUGAAAGUCCAAGUAAAAUGAGGUAUGAUUUGUGUUGAUGGGUAAGUUUACUGCACAUCCUAUUUUUUUAAACAAAACUCAUAAAUGUGCAGUGUGACCUAUUGCUAUUUUGAUUACAUAGAAUUUGAACUUUUUUAUCCAGCUCAUUAAAUUUUAGGUUUUAUUUAUUUUUCAAUCUAAUUUUCCUUUACUCGAAUAGAAAUCAAAGAAAGUUGAUCUUGGGGAGAGAGGCCUAGUUUUGAUAUAUGUGUCGUUGGAAGAGGGCAUUAGUUUGAAUUUGAGUUUGGAGAUCUUUUCGACAUACAGACUUCUCAAAAAACUAUACCCAUGUCUUAGUGACAUGGGGAGAUAUUUACAUUCCACACUUUGUAAACUUGAACUAUUGGACUUAACUGAUUUAUAUAUUGAUACCUCACAUUGCUCUGUUUUUGUAAGCUGUCCUCUCUGUGAACUUGUUUGUGUGUGUAGGGCAUUUUCUCAUUGCACUUCCUUAAGUUAUGAAUGUACUAGAAAGGGACCCAUUCGGAAUACUGUGCCUCCCUUUGUUAGUGCUUAAUCAUUUAAAGUAAACACAAUUGAGGCCUCUCUGAAGUUUAACCCAACUGUGUUUAUUGAAAUGUGUGAAACUGAAAGUGGGCCAGGUUCUACAAAGGCUGUGGAACUCUUCUACGAGCUCUUGCUGAUCAGGAAAUUUAAGGCUUUAUCUUAAGAAUAGAAGGAAGAAAAAGACUGCCUCGGCAAUUGUGAAUGCUGCCUUCUAGCUGGUUUUCAACACCCUGAGCACCCAUCUUGGCCCUUAGGCAGCUUUGAGUAAGUGGGUGAAUGAAUGACUGAAUGAGUGAAUGGCUCAGCCAAGGAAUGUAACUUUGCUCAAGUCACUUGAUGUGUUUGCUCCUCAGUUUCCUCAUCUGUAAAAUGUGGAUGCUGGAUUAGAUCUUGAAGAUCCUUCCAGCUCAGAAAUUUUGAUUGUACGUUAUACCCUUCUCAGAUUCAGUCACUGUGCAAUCGUAGCACUUUUUUUUUUAAUCUCUUCAUUUUUAACAUAGAAAAUGUUGUUGAGCAGCUGAGCAAUGUUCAGUCCAGUUGUGAAGCUGCAGAAAGAGAAAUAGUUUAAAAAUUAAGUGAGCUGAGCUCACCUGAAGUGGUUUAUGUCUAUGGGUGGAAAGUUGUUUAGUCACUGUUUGUAAUCAUUUAUUUUGACAAUUGUUGAACCAAUUUUGUUUUAAAAACUUUUAGACUCUAAAAGUAAUCUUUUGACUAAAAAUAUAAAUAUUUUCCAAACUAAAUUAUUUGAGAAGUAAACAUACUUUUUUUAAAAAAGUAUUUUUUCUGGUCUUAUACCAACGUUAUAUCCUGAAAUCAAAGGCUGAAUUUAGAGUUAAAUCUCGUUAGUUCACUUUGGUGUAGAUUUAUGAAAAAUGCAUAUUCCAGGAAGAAUUAAUCCACAUUAUUUAUAAGUAAAGUUGUUUUCAGUAUUUACUUGUGACUGGGAGAGGAGGAACUUUGCAAAAUCUGAACUUCAUAAAAUUAUUUAGAAUAACCAUUUAAAAAAUAAAUUGCUAUGUAAUCUUAAA
Messenger RNA from Galeopterus variegatus (Sunda flying lemur), 3616 nucleotides. It is a transcript of the gene GALNT4, whose product is annotated as polypeptide N-acetylgalactosaminyltransferase 4. The record is from RefSeq and is a predicted model, not a curated record. Lineage: Eukaryota; Metazoa; Chordata; Mammalia; Dermoptera; Cynocephalidae. Gene Ontology annotation, cellular component: Golgi apparatus. The transcript has a single exon. The coding region runs from base 1 to 1737 and encodes 578 amino acids.